Molecule: messenger RNA, 702 nt
Organism: Medicago truncatula (barrel medic)
Lineage: Eukaryota; Viridiplantae; Streptophyta; Magnoliopsida; Fabales; Fabaceae
Product: transcription factor SRM1
Exons: 2
Coding region: 1-702 (233 amino acids)
Biological process (GO): response to gibberellin; response to salicylic acid
Molecular function (GO): DNA binding
Source: RefSeq, a predicted model, not a curated record
AUGGAAGGAAGAAAAGUGCAACAAUUACCUCAUCAUAUUGAUUUAAAUGAGCGGACUUCAAUUCAAGAUCCCUCUGAGAAUAGCAUGGAACAACAAGAGAAUCUCGACACUGAUGUCAUUGAGUCGGGUCAUGCUGCCGCAAUUCUAAACCCUAAUGAUAAUAACUCAGUUCAAGCUGAGUCAGUACCUGAAGGAAGUAAUGAAGCUAACUUAGUUCAAGCUGAGUCAGUGCCAGAAGGAAGUCAUGAAGCAAAGAGAGGGCGUAGGGAAAGGGUACAUUGGACGGAAGGUGAACACAAGUUGUUUCUGGAGGGGAUAGAAAAAUAUGGCAAGGGACGUUGGAAAGAUAUUUCAAAAGAAUUUGUGGUAACAAAGACUCCAAUUCAAAUUGCUAGCCAUGCCCAAAAAUACUUUAUCCACCAAAAUGUGAAAGAUAUAGAGAAGAGGAAAAAGAGAAGAAGCAUACAUGACACAACCUUAAACAAGAAUGGCACACUAGUCACUCUCGCUGUUGAACAAGAUGAGAUUCCUUCAGUCGAGCAACAAAGUGAGACUCCUCCUCAAGGAAUGCAACAGACACAAACACAACAAAAUGAGAUUUCUCCUAUGUUGUGCUUGCUUUUUUCAAUCGGUUCUACAAUUCCUGAUAAAGAGAAACUUGAGAAGAUGCGCGACUUAUUGGCAAAAGAACUUCGACGCUAG